This is a messenger RNA of Rhinocladiella mackenziei CBS 650.93, 1692 nucleotides long. RefSeq lists its product as uncharacterized. The transcript has 6 exons. Gene Ontology annotation, molecular function: oxidoreductase activity, acting on CH-OH group of donors; flavin adenine dinucleotide binding. The record is from RefSeq and is a predicted model, not a curated record. Lineage: Eukaryota; Fungi; Ascomycota; Eurotiomycetes; Chaetothyriales; Herpotrichiellaceae. Bases 1 to 1692 code for a protein of 563 amino acids.
AUGGGAUUAUACGCGACACUCCCCGAUGAGCUCCACGAAGUGGAUGUCAUCAUCGUCGGGGGAGGAACGGCAGGCUGUGUCAUUGCAUCGAGACUGGCAGACUCGGAUCCCGAACGCUCCAUCUUGGUGAUCGAAGGUGGCCCGAAUAACCAGGACCUACCCGUGAUCACGUACCCGGCUUUAUAUCGAGGCAACUUCACGCCCGACAGCCAUACAUUCCAAUUCUAUCAGCCAGCCGUGGAAGAGCAGCUGUCAGGCCGAGCGGUCGUCGUGGUGGUAGGUAGUGUUCUUGGUGGUGGAUCAUCUAUUAACGGAGCCAUAUAUACUCGCGCUCAACGUGACGAUUACGACUCUUGGAACACGGAGGGUUGGUCAGCGGACGAUCUCCUGCCAUUUCUGAAAAAAGUACGUACAUAUCAUGGCCGAGGCGAUGAAGGAUGUCACGGGGACAGUGGACCGAUCAAUGUUUCCAGUGGAAUUUACCGCGGGGAUGCCAUCGCGGACGAUUUUGUUGCUGCGAUGAAUCAAAUAGGCUAUCCCGAAGUCUCAGACUUGCAGGAUCUCCUUUCUGCAAAUGCGGUCUUGCGAGUCCUCUUCAAUCAACACAAGCAAGCUACCCGGGUCGAAUACAGACCGAAUCCUCGGAUCCAAGCAGACGCAACCGGAAAUCUUACACAGACCAUCAAAGCGAGAAAGCUUGUGAUCAUUUCGGCCGGUACACACAGUACGCCAUUGAUUCUUGAGAGGUCAGGUAUUGGUAGCAAUGAAAUUUUGGAGCGAGCAGCCGUACCUGUUCUUCAUGAUCUACCAGGCGUGGGCCAUGGCUACCAGGACCACCAGAUGGUAGUAUAUACCUACAAGUCAAGUAUGCGCCCAGAGGAUACUACUGAGAGUUUGAUCGAUGGUACGAGAGAUCUUGAGGAGCUAUUAGCGAAAAACGAUAAGAUUCUCAGCUGGAAUGGUAUCGACGCUUCCUUGAAAGUCCGACCAACCGAAUCAGAAGUUGACAGUUUAGGCUCCGAAUUUCGUGAGGUGUGGGAUAAGGACUUUAAAAAUGCUCCCAGGAGACCUCUCGCAUUAAUGUUCUCUGUUGCCGGAAUUCUCGGUGAACCUUCUCUGUUGCUGCCAGGACAAUUCUUCUCCAUCGCCUGCUAUAACGCAUAUCCAUAUUCUAGGGGUUACGUGCAUAUUACCGGCCCCAAUAUUGAGGACCCUCUCGACUUCAAAACAGGCUAUCUCUCCGACCAUGACGAUAUCGAUUUGAAGACCCAAGUUUGGCUUUACAAAGCGCAACGUGAAGUGGCGCGAAGAAUGCAUUUCUACCGGGGCGAAACCCAUCGACACCCAAACUUUCUCCAAGGCUCGAAUGCGUCGAGCUUCACAGAGCCGGGAUCAGACAGCGCCAAGGCGAACAUUGAAUACUCGUCCGAAGACGAUGAGGCCAUCAAACAAUGGGUUCGUGAGAAUAUUGGUACUGCUUAUCACUCCAUCGGCACAUGCAAGAUGGGUCCAAUGGAGCGGCUGGGCGUGGUGGACAAGAAUUUAAAUGCUCAUGGCGUGCAAAGGCUGAAAGUAGCAGACUUGAGUAUUGCGCCGGAAAACGUCUCUGGCAAUACGAUGAGUACAGCCCUGACGAUUGGCGAAAAGGCAGCAGACAUCUUUAUUAAAGAGUUGGGACUUGAUCGCAGAUGA